GGGGGUUUUUCGGAGCGCUAGGGUGAAAUGUUUGGGGGCGCAGGCCGGGCGUGGUGGGAAUGCUGGCUGCGCCGGCUCCGAGGGCUCUGUUCUGCCACCUUCUAGUCUUCUGUCUGCUCCUCGUGGGCGACGGAACUACCGGGGUGCCCCGGCCCGAAACCUUGCGGCCACCCCUUAGCAGGGUGUCUUCAUCACAAUGUUAAAGUAGCAGUUUUCCCCAAACCUGGCUUUCGUUAGGCUGCUGAUCUUCUCGAACCUUUCUGUGUUUCCAUCUUAACAAUGGCUAAGAACAAACUAAAAGGGCAGAAGUCCAGGAACGUAUUUCAUAUAGCUAGUCACAAAACUUUCAAGGCUAAAAACAAGGCAAAACCAGUUACUACUAAUCUUAAGAAGGGUUGUCUUUGUAGUUUAAAGGACCUGAAUGAAGAUGAAGAGUUAAUUUUACAGAGCUGGGAAAUCCUCGGAGCAGCAACUUCUACCAAGAACAUCACUAUGAAUAUUCAAGAGGGCUACUGGAGCAUCCACCUAGAGAAAGUGAUCCAAGAAAGGGCUCAAGAGUUUACUACUUGAAGGGACUAAAAGCAUUUGUUCCAGGUUCCUUAUUUUUAAGUGAGAGUUAAGCACCAUAGCUAGGACUGGUCAAAUUAGCAAAAUUUUGUUCUCCUUAAUGUAUGUUAUAUGACACUUCUCUAUGGACCUGCAGAGUCCAGAAGAGGAUGUCAGAUCCUAUAGAAGAGUUAGAGGUAGUUAUGAGCCACAACAAUAUGGUUACUGAAAACUGAUGGUCCCCUAGGCCAUCUUUCUAAUCCCAGAUCACAUUAUUUUAAUCUGUUUAUAUCUUUAAAAUCUUAAUUGUGAAGCAAAUCUACAUGAUAAUCUACAUGAUUAUUAAAAUCCAAACUUUCUGAUACAACUAAAUUUUCUAAUACAACUGUAGUUUUAUUGUGAAUUAUCAGUUUAGUAAUGAAUUUAUAUGCUUUUUAAAAAACUCUGUGUGUGUGUCUAUACCACAUUGCAUGCAUUACAUGUGUAGGUGAAGGGUAUACCUCAGGCCAGAGGCUCAAAAUCAGGUGGCCAGCUUGCACAGCAAAUGCCUUUUCCUCCUAGGACAUCUAGGCAGUCCAGUAUUUAACUUUUUUGUGCUUAACAAGAUAAAAAGAUGAGAAUAUUUUAUCUUUAAUAGUUAUGAGACUUGGGUGAUUUUU
Mastomys coucha (southern multimammate mouse) is the source of this 1205-nucleotide messenger RNA. It is a transcript of the gene Rbis, whose product is annotated as ribosomal biogenesis factor. The transcript is spliced from 4 exons. Gene Ontology annotation, cellular component: nucleolus. Bases 280 to 570 code for a protein of 96 amino acids. Gene Ontology annotation, biological process: ribosome biogenesis. NCBI's taxonomy places the organism in Eukaryota, Metazoa, Chordata, Mammalia, Rodentia, Muridae. The record is from RefSeq and is a predicted model, not a curated record.